Messenger RNA from Syngnathus typhle (broad-nosed pipefish), 2358 nucleotides. RefSeq names its product pre-mRNA processing factor 19 (gene prpf19). NCBI's taxonomy places the organism in Eukaryota, Metazoa, Chordata, Actinopteri, Syngnathiformes, Syngnathidae. The record is from RefSeq and is a predicted model, not a curated record. The transcript is spliced from 16 exons. Gene Ontology annotation, cellular component: Prp19 complex; U2-type catalytic step 1 spliceosome; cytoplasm. Gene Ontology annotation, molecular function: protein binding; ubiquitin protein ligase activity. Gene Ontology annotation, biological process: mRNA splicing, via spliceosome; DNA repair; protein ubiquitination. Bases 168 to 1685 code for a protein of 505 amino acids.
AUCAGGAAGAAGAAGUUCCGGUUGUGGCGGCAAUGAAAGAAGAGCGUGCUAUCUUCGACUUAAUGAAAAUAUUUUAAAGCGGUCAUCAGCUCCUCUCUUCGCCAUUGUAAAAACAAAACGAGCCUACUACCGUCAUCAGAAGUAUUUUUUAAGCCUUGACCAGGACGAUGUCUUUGGUUUGUGCAAUCUCCAACGAGUUACCAGAGCACCCGUGCGUCUCUCCGGUUUCCAACCAAGUGUUUGAGCGCCGGCUCAUCGAGAAGUACAUCGUAGAGAAUGGGACAGAUCCGAUGAAUGGGCAGCCUCUGUCUGAAGAACAACUUGUCGACAUCAAAGUCUCCCAUCCUGUUAGACCAAAGGUACCAUCGGCUACAAGCAUUCCCGCCAUUCUAAAAUCGCUCCAAGAUGAGUGGGAUGCGGUUAUGCUUCAUAGCUUCACUCUGAGGCAGCAGCUGCAGACGACUCGCCAAGAGCUCUCGCACGCCCUCUAUCAACACGAUGCUGCAUGCAGAGUCAUUGCUCGACUCACCAAAGAGGUCGCUGCAGCUAGAGAAGCUCUUGCCACACUCAAACCUCAGGCUGGGCUGAUUACACCUCAAGCAGCUCCUGCCUCCCAGGCAGCUGCAGUGGGUCCUGCUGGAGAGCCUAUGGAGAUUAGUGAACAAGUUGGCAUGACUCCAGAGAUCAUCCAGAAGCUUCAAGACAAAGCCACAAUUCUCACCACAGAGAGAAAGAAGAGAGGAAAAACUGUUCCAGAGGAGCUGGUUAGAUCUGAAGAUCUCGGCAGAUACCGCCAAGUGGCCUCUCAUGCUGGUCUUCAUAGUGCCAGCGUGCCGGGUAUUCUUGCUCUGGAUCUGUGUCCCUCGGACACCAACAAAGUCCUCACUGGUGGCGCUGACAAAAACGUGGUUGUGUUUAAUAAGACUGAGGAGCAGAUUGUGGCAACACUGAAGGGUCACACCAAGAAGGUCACCUCUGUCAUCUACCAUCCAUCCCAGUCUGUGGUUUUCUCUGCAUCUCCCGACACCACCAUCCGCGUGUGGUCGGUCACCGGGGGCAACUGUGUCCAGGUGGUGCGUGCUCACGAGGCAGGUGUCACCGGACUGUCCCUCCAUGCUACUGGGGACUACCUGCUCAGCUCUUCUGAGGAUCAGUACUGGGCCUUCUCUGACAUCCAAACUGGCCAGGUCCUCACAAAGGUCACCGAUGAAAGUGCCGGCUGUGCACUCACCUGUGCUCAGUUCCACCCUGAUGGUCUCAUCUUUGGUACUGGAACUGCUGACUCCCAGAUCAAGAUCUGGGACCUGAAGGAGCGAACCAACGUGGCCAACUUCCCUGGUCACUCGGGCCCCGUCACCUCCAUCGCUUUCUCUGAGAACGGAUACUAUCUGGCUACGGGUGCACAGGACAGUUCUCUGAAACUCUGGGAUCUGAGAAAACUGAAGAACUUCAAGACAAUCACACUGGACAACAACUAUGAGGUGAAGUCCCUCGUCUUUGAUCAGAGUGGUACCUACCUAGCUGUGGGAGGGUCCGACAUCCGCGUCUACAUCUGCAAACAGUGGUCCGAGGUCCUCAAUUUUACAGAUCACACAGGUUUGGUGAGCGGAGUGGCCUUCGGAGAGAAUGCUCGUUUCCUGAGCUCUGCAGGAAUGGACCGAAGUCUGAAGUUUUACAGUUUGUAGAAAAGCAAAAAUUGAUAAUGACAUGAGGAGACAACUGAGGUAGACCAGAGACUGUGGAUACCUACUUGGCAUAGACCUAUAAUUUCUAGUUUGAAAGAAGAUCACAAACUCUGCUUAUUUCAUUUAUUAGUCCUCGUGCAUGAAACAAAAGUUGAUAAAGUAUCUAUUUGAAAGCUCAGAAUCAUAAUUCCAAUACCUUUUAUGCAGUGUCAGUUAAAAUGAUAAAUCAGCCACUGCAUCAUGUUUUUUUGUUGUUUUUUUAUAGCAUCUCUGAUUUUAAACUGUUUUAUUUUCUGUGUGUUUGUGCGUAGCAGUUGGGAGGCUAGGGCCAUAGGUCAUAAGUAAAAUUCUUUGUCUUUUAAUGUGGAUAGUUAAAAUAGUUUGAAAGUCCCUCUGUAGUAAAACAAUUGCAGAGAAGGAAGAUGUUGUAUUAAAUUCCCUCAUUUCAGUUCCUACUUUGCAUUGGGAAUUUUGUUCACGUUUUCAAUGACUGUCUAAUCAAAUGUGUAUAUCUCACAAUGUGCUCUUUUACAGUAAAAUAUCUUUUGUAUGCCAUUGGAAAAUACCAAAUUAUUUACAAUACUGAAAAAAUAUUGUACGUCAGUGCAUUCUUAUUUUUUAAAUUUAAAAUAUGGUUACUAUCACAAAACAAUAAAAAUCUGCUCACAUCCUG